This is a messenger RNA of Necator americanus (New World hookworm), 600 nucleotides long. RefSeq lists its product as uncharacterized. Bases 1 to 600 code for a protein of 199 amino acids. Lineage: Eukaryota; Metazoa; Nematoda; Chromadorea; Rhabditida; Ancylostomatidae. The record is from RefSeq and is a predicted model, not a curated record. The transcript has 6 exons.
AUGGGUAGCGUUGCGACCGAUGACACGGAGAACAGCGUUCGGAAAUUCCAAGAUAAAGCAAUCGGAAUGGCUACUCAACUACAGCAGGUUUGUGAUGCUAUACAAAACAAACUACAACCGAUCACUGAUCAAAUGUAUAAAACGGAUAAAAAUAAUGCGAUGGAGAAAUUAUUUACGACUAUUGAAGAAAAAACGAAUGUGAAGCGAGAAAAGUUGGUCUACGGAACAAUAGCGUUCUUGAUGAUCUAUUUUAUCAUCGGCGCGCUAGCACAAAUCAUUUCAAACGUGGUCGGAUUUGUUUACCCGGCUUAUCGUUCGAUAAAGGCUGUUCGAUCCUCUGUCAAAGAGGAUGACACACAAUGGUUGAUCUAUUGGAUAGUGUUCGCAUGGUUUUCCAUUGUUGAUUUCUCAGUGUUUUCCACUGUGCCUUUCUACUGGUUAUUUAAGGUGGUUUUUCUUCUGUACCUACAUCUUCCGGUUUUCAACGGUGCCACCGUCAUCUAUCACAACUUUAUCGAUCCAGCAUGCACAUUCGUUGAGUCCUAUUUCCAUCCCAGACGAGGUUUCGAUGUCACGGAACCUCAGCCGCAAAGUGAUUAG